AUGGCGCCCACCGAAGAUGGCGUUUCUGCUCCCACGAAGGGCAAGGCCAAGGCCAAGACCAAGACCGUGCGCCAACUUCUUGCGCCGCCGACAGCACGGGCACCGGCACCGGCACCGGCAGCUACGACUUCUCCAGCGCCACCUCCAGCUCCAGCUCCAGUUAAUAUCGGCGAAGAUGAUCAAGAUGAUGAAGAGCAGGCUCAUCUUUCUGGCAAGAGGUACAAAAAAUGCACAUCACAUGUCUGGAAGUAUUUCACCAAGAAAAAGGAGGUUAUAGAGGUGGAUGGAAAGCAGUAUGAGCAGCUGUGGGGGUACUGCAAUUUCGCUAGGUGCAAUAAGAGGUACAGAGCUGAGGGCCCUUGUGGGACGACUGCAUUCAAGAGCCAUUUAAGGUCAAAGCACAGUAUUGUGGAGGGACAACAACAGCUUAAUGUUGGUAAGAACACUGGUUCUGAAAUUGCUCAUAUCGUGCCUUUCAAAUAUGACCAAGAAGUUAGCUUGAGGAAAUUGAACUUGGCAAUCACCAUGCAUGAAUAUCCUUUCAAUAUAGUUGAGCAUGAGUAUCUUGUUGAUUUCAUAGAAUCUCUUCGGCCUAGCUUUCCGAUAAAGUCUCGUGUCACUGUUAGGAAAGAAAUAAUUGACAGAUAUCUUGAAGAAAAAGAAACUUUGUAUGCACACUUAAAAACUAUCAAGUGCCGCUUUAGUGCAACAAUGGACAUGUGGACCUCAUGCCAAAACAAAGAAUACAUGUGUGUUACAAUUCAUUGGAUAGAUGAUAAUUGGCGUAUCCAAAAGAGAAUUAUUGGUUUCUUCAAUGUAAAAGGUAGACAUACUGGUGCUAAGUUAUCUGAGACAUUCAGUGAAGUUAUGGUUAAAUGGUACAUUGAGAAAAGACUGUUUGCAUUGACUUUGGAUAAUGCUAGUUCAAAUGAAGUGGCUGUCAAUGAUAUAAUUUCAGAUCUAAAAGAGAAUGGUAAUGGCUCCCUAGUGUGUGAUGGGCUGUUUUUUCAUGUCAGAUGUGCAUGUCAUAUUCUCAAUUUGGUUGCUAGAGAUGGGUUGAAAGUCAUUUCAGAAACAAUUAGCAAGGUCAAAUCACUUGUGCUAGCUGUGAAAGGGUCUCCAUUGCAGUGGGAAGAGCUUAUGAAGUGUGCCACCGAAGCUGGGUUGGAUACAAAGAGGGGUAUUCAAAUUGAUGUGUCAACAAGGUGGAAUUCUACCUACCUAAUGCUGAGAGAUGCCUUGUACUACAAGGAUGCAUUUAUUAGGCUGAAGUCUUCAAAUCGCCGUAGGUAUGCUAAGAUUUCUCCAUCUUCUGUUGAAUGGGAAAAGGCUUUGACAAUUUAUGGUUGUCUCAAGAAAUUUUAUGAUCUCACUGAAAUUCUCUCUGGCACUUCAUAUCCUACUGCAAACUUAUUUUAUAGAGCUUGGUGGAAAAACAAGAGAGAAGAGUAUCCUAUCCUUUCACAGAUUGUUCGGGAUGUAAUGGCUGUACAAGUAUCAACGGUAGCAUCCGAGUCUGCAUUUAGUGCUGCUGGUCGUGUUGUUGAUCCCUAUCGCAGUCGUCUUGAUCCCGAGAUGGUACAUGCAUUAAUUUGCACAAAGGAUUGGGUUGCUGCAGCAAAUGCGAAAGUGGUUGGAUUAAUUGUGAGUGAUCUUGAAGUUGAUGCUUUGACUAAUGUUGUGGCUAAACUGAAAAUUGAGGACAAGGACAAGGAGGGCAAUGGGGACUCGAGGAGGACAAUGAGGAUGCAAAAGACAUGGAGAGCGAUGGGAACUUUGAUCCCCGACAUCAUGGAUGAUUUGAUGAGCUCAUAG
Molecule: messenger RNA, 1815 nt
Organism: Miscanthus lutarioriparius
Lineage: Eukaryota; Viridiplantae; Streptophyta; Magnoliopsida; Poales; Poaceae
Source: the annotation of a GenBank genome assembly